AUGCUGUCAAUCAUCAUCGUCGCAACGGUCCUCGCUGGCAUCGUUCGCGCACAAAACCCCACUGCCAUGGCUCUCACUCCAUCGUCUGACUGGUACGGCGUCGACGGAAACUGGUCAACGGUUAAGUUUGAAGUCGGCACUCCUAAGCAAUCUGUAAACGUCCUUGUGAGCACUUCACUUUCCGAAUUCUGGGUCGUUGGUGCUGGCGGUUGUCUUGCAAAGGAGCCUCUAUGCAACAACGCCCGAGGUAAUGUGUUCACCUUCAGCGACUCAAAAUCCUGGAAUUCUUUGGGUGCAUGGCAACUCGGACUUGACUAUCUUGGCUAUGGCGGCAACGGGGAUUAUGGUCUAGACACACUCACAACGACCACUUUGGCAGGCAAGGCUAUUACUAUGGACAACGUCAUUACGGCAUCGAUCAACAGCACUGAUUAUUACCUUGGCUUCCUUGGUCUCGGUAUCACCAAAGGCAGUUUUGGUAAUGAGAUUGCUGAGUCACCCCUCACACAAGCCGUCAAGAAUUACGGAUGGAUUCCUAGUUACAGCUACGGCUAUACGGCUGGCGCUUACUACAAGGGCACUUCCGGCACGCCGUGUUCUGUAACACUAGGAGGCUAUGACGCCAGCCGAUUUGUGAUGCACAACAACGAAUUUUCUUUGGAUCCUAGUGAUGGAUUGCCUCACGCGCUAGUCCGGGGUAUCGAAGUGACGGCGGGUCAGGAUCGAGCCGUGCCAGGAGGGUGGGAUGCCAGGACUCGCAUUUUGUCCAACAUGUCUACCUCAUUCACAGCCAUGAUUGACAGCUCAACCCCAUACCUUUGGCUGCCUGAUACCAUCUGCGACCAGUUCGCUGAGGCCUUCAAUCUGACCUACAACAGCACCUUCGACCUCUACACUGUCACUAACGAGCAAUACGCUGCCUUCAAGGCGGGCUCUUCAUCCUUCUCUUUCACCUUCUCAUUCAGCAGCCACGACAACAACGACGAUUUUGGCCGUCCACUUCAAGUCCCCGGUGUCGUCAACAUCACUAUCACGGCUGCAGCUUUUGCGCAUGUGUUACGCUAUCCUUUUAAGAGCGAAUCGAUCAAAUAUGGCGAUCCGGCCGUGCCGUACUUCCCUCUCCGGCGAGCUUCCAACUUUACAAACACGUUCAUCAUUGGAAGGACAUUUCUUCAAGAAGCAUAUCUGAUCACAAAGUAUGACAGUGGCGUCUUUUCUCUUCACCAAGCUGUCUUUCCGGACGACUCACAGAUGCACUUAAACGUAUCUGACAUCAAGCGUCCCGACAACAGCCCUUACCCUCCGCCGCCUUCUCAAGAAGGCUUUCACGGUCUCUCCACGGCCCAAAUGGCUGGCAUCGCUGCUGGAGCGGUUGCUGCCUGUAUUGCCUUGCUGGUUGUUUGGUACUGCCUCCGACGACGGAAGAGUGCAGCAUGCGCCGCUACCCGAGCAUUAGAGGAGGGUAAAGAUACGGCCUCGACAAUCAUGCCAGAGCCGCCAAGAAGUCCCAUUGCAAAGAUUUUUUCCAGAUUAUUGGGCAAGAAGAGGGCGAAGAAAGGCUCACGGCACGAGGCCAUGGGCAGCACGUCUCAACCUGUAGAAAUAGCCGCCGAUGCCAAUCAUGCAGUAUACGAACUGCCAGCCCUUGGCCCCGUCGAACUUAACGGAGAUGACAACAAAUCGCUUCAUGGGCAUGCAGAAUUCGGUGGUGCGGAGACGCGAAAUUUGACCGCAUAUGAUGCAGCGAGAAGGAAGGUGGAAAUGCAACUUCGAGGCCCUGUGCCCGCUUACACCCCGCCGGCAAACCCAGCAGACUUCCCAUCCCCAGAGAAGUCAAUUCCAGACAUGAGUCCCAUCGCAACAUACAGGCCAACUGAAUUUGAAUCUUUGGCAUCGGCAUCAUCUUUAUCUUUGCCAACUUCCCCUAUCUCACCAACAGCUUCAACUGUUUGCGACAAUUCGUCAUCCAAUCAUGGUUCCAUGCCGUCUCCAAUGAGCAGUCCGCAGGGUGAUUGGACAAAUCGCAUGUCUGACCUUCCCUCACCACUCACUGAUGGGCACACAUAUCCGUCGCCCACUUUCACUGUCAGCAACUAUGGGCACACGAUGCCUCGGCCAGUGUCCAUGAACAGCGAGGCUUUCGCCCCGAGCCGAUCGAGCUCAUCAAAUACAGCCCCAUCUGUUCCUCUGCCGCUCCUACCUGUCUCUCCCAGUCCAACUUACCAGCGAACACCCAUCGAUCCUUCCAAUAUAAUUUGCGUUGGGCCUUUACAGGGAAACAUCUCUCUAUCGGAACCGCAGCCAAUUGCCCCUCUGUGUCCCCAGGGGCGUGAGGUUCAUGUCCCUGACCUAUUGGCUGACCGCCGACUUUCAACCGACACUCUGGGAAGCAACUUUACCGAAUUUGAAGAGCAGUUGAUGGCGCAGCAAGAGUUCUCUAGGCAGGGUAACCUACCGGAAACUCAUGUGAGGGGUCACCGCGCAGACCCGAGCGCAUCAUCGAGUCAGGGCCGACUCGAUGGUACCGAAUGGAUUCAUGUUCCUCAGUUGGCUGAGCGACGAUACAGCUGGGAGGACUAG
Colletotrichum truncatum is the source of this 2580-nucleotide messenger RNA. Its product is annotated as eukaryotic aspartyl protease family protein. Gene Ontology annotation, molecular function: aspartic-type endopeptidase activity. The record is from RefSeq and is a predicted model, not a curated record. Gene Ontology annotation, biological process: proteolysis. NCBI's taxonomy places the organism in Eukaryota, Fungi, Ascomycota, Sordariomycetes, Glomerellales, Glomerellaceae.